Klebsormidium nitens is the source of this 494-nucleotide messenger RNA. The record is from the annotation of a GenBank genome assembly. Lineage: Eukaryota; Viridiplantae; Streptophyta; Klebsormidiophyceae; Klebsormidiales; Klebsormidiaceae.
ACCGGGAUCCCGACGAGUCAAAGGCCCGGUACGACAGAUGGGGCGGCAUCCCGCGCUUUGUCCUGGAGAAGGUGGACUCGGACGCUCAGGCUCUCCUCGAGAAGGCGAUCUCCACCACACCGUUGAAAGUUCUCGUUGAUUCGGUCGGUUCACAAGCGGCCCCCAAUGAAGCGAGCCACAAACUGCUUCAUCUUCGUGUCCGGGGAGACUUUGAAACGACCGUGAUGGUGAUGGCUUCGGUAUACGUUACCCACAGGGUUGCGUAUCAGAUCUGGAAGAACGAGAAGGAGGCGCUAAGAACGUUUCUCAGCUCAUCAGAAGGGGAGGGGUCCGUCGGAGCUCUUAGGGGCAACUUGUGGGAAGGUUUCUGCCACGCUAGACUGAUCGAGGGCGGUCAGUUCAGGAUCAGGGAUCUGUCCGACCCGUUGCUGUCCACCUCGGACAAGAUCUUCCAGCGUCCUGCCGCAGCCCCCUUGGUCUUCGACAAUUGGUAA